This is a messenger RNA of Phasianus colchicus (ring-necked pheasant), 1918 nucleotides long. It is a transcript of the gene ABHD11, whose product is annotated as abhydrolase domain containing 11. The record is from RefSeq and is a predicted model, not a curated record. Lineage: Eukaryota; Metazoa; Chordata; Aves; Galliformes; Phasianidae. Gene Ontology annotation, cellular component: mitochondrion. Gene Ontology annotation, biological process: lipid metabolic process. Gene Ontology annotation, molecular function: carboxylic ester hydrolase activity.
UCGCUUCCCAUUACGUCACGGCCGCGCGCCGCUCGCCCGCCCGCCGCCAUCAUGCUCCGUCGCCUGCCCCUGGGCUCGCCACGAGGUCUCCGCCCGCCUCCCGCAGCCCGUUCCGCCGUAACGGCCGUGCCGUUGGCCCACGCCGAGGUUGGAGUCCGAGGCACGCGCCCCCCCCUGGUGCUGCUUCACGGCAUCUUCGGCAACCACGGCAACUUCCAGACGGUGGCCAAGGCACUGGUGCGGCGUGUUGGCGGCCAGGUGCUCACACUGGACGCACGCAACCACGGCAGCAGCCCCCACAGCCCACUGAUGACGUACGAGGCGAUGAGUUUGGACGUGCAGCACCUCCUGACCCAGCGGGGCAUCGACAAGUGCAUCCUCGUGGGACACAGCAUGGGUGGCAAGACGGCCAUGGUGCUGGCCUUGCAGCGGCCAGACUUGGUGGAACGUCUUAUCUCCGUAGACAUCAGUCCUACCUCAACCACGCUUAUCUCCGAGUUCCCUGCUUACAUCUCUGCCAUGAAGUCAGUGAACAUCCCGGCCGGUCUGUCCCGCUCUGCAGCCCGCCAGCUGGCUGACAAUCAGCUGAGUUCCGUGGUCCAGGACCCUCAGCUGAGACAGUUUCUUCUCACCAACCUGGUGGAGGUGGAGGGCCGCUACAUCUGGAGAGUGAACCUGGAUGCUAUUUCCCAUCACUUUGCAGAUAUCAUGAGCUUCCCUGUCUUCCACAAGCCAUAUCCAGGCCCUGCAUUGUUUUUGGGAGGAUCCAAAUCGCCCUAUAUCAGCUCCAGAGACUACCCAGAGAUCCAGCGCCUCUUCCCCAAAGCAGAUGUCCAGUUCAUCGAAGGCGCAGGCCACAUAGUCCAUCAAGACAAGUUUGAAGAGUUCAUCACUGCUGUCCUCAAUUUCUUGUCAUCACCAUAGUGCUGGCCACCAGUGUUUCUGCAAGCACCACAUGGGACCCAAGGAGCUCUGGGCAGAGCAAGGAGAGGAUCAGCCCAGAGUAGCUGCCACCUUUGCGGUCUGAGGACAUUUCCCAUCCCUGCUUGCAUGGAGCCAGAGCAGAGGCCCAACCCUCCUGCCACCUCCCAGGGACACAGGGUGGCAUUGGCCAAGGAUAUGGCCUGCAUGCACCCAAGUGCUUUGUACACAAGGAGGGGGCAGGGGAGCCCUCUCUUUUUCGUACCACCUUAUCACCUGGUGGUGGAGCUGACAGUGAUUUGGAGCACUUGCAAUAAACCUGAAUCUAUGCCAAGGCAGGGAAUGGUUUGGAUGUGGCUGUGGACAAGGGGAGCACUCAUAGGCACUGGAAAAGGCUCUGGCUUACUGGAGGGGACAGUGGUGGGAGGUGCCAGCUGUGCUGUUAGAGGCAGAUUUAAAGGUCUUUCAUGGCUUCCAGAGGAAAUCACUUCCCUCCACCACCUCCAAGGCAGCGGGAGGAUAUGGAGGAAGCUGCCUCCUGAGAAAGGCCAUGCCAUGUGCUACAGAAGGGAGCUGUGAGGAAGGAGUGGUGGGAGCAUGGAUACCCACCCUGCUCUGCUUUGGGCUUGGGGCCUGCAUAUGGAAGGGGUUUGCAUUCACUUUCUCUUCAGGUUCAUCCCAAGGAGAUGGAAACCUGGAUAGCACACAGGGCAGAAACUGAAGAUAGGCAGGGACACCAGGGCAUGGGGCAGCAUUUCUGCAAGGACAAAGUGUAGCUCUCACACACUCUGGGUGAGGAGGGAUGGAAGAGGUGGAAAACAGAGCAGUCCAUGUCCUACCAGCACAGGGAACAGACCCGUGCUGAGCAGUUGUGUUUUUCACAGCACCUGAAGUCCCUUUGUGUUUUUGAUGUAAAGGUACUCGGGGAGCAUCCACUGAUGGACCUGGCUGUUCACAGGGAGCCUGGAGAACCCCUCAGAGUUUGUGAGGCCUCAAC